AUGCUGAUCCAAUCAAAUGAGAUACAAAGAUAUAAAGUUCAAUUACAAGAAUUUCUAACUAAGAAAUUUACUGAUCAGCAUUUAUUGAUUGGAUUUAAUACUUUAUUACAAUCCAAAUUUCAAGGCUGGAUAGUCAAUGAUUUGAAUGAUUAUUAUAAACAAUUUGAUCCGAGUCUGGCUAUUACUGCUGCUGCUGCUGUUGCUGCUGCACCUGAGUUUAAUACAAUGAAAUAUCUUGAAAUCCUUUGGAAUGAAUUUCAUUAUCCAAUUAUAAAAUAUUUUCAACAUCAACAUCAUUCCAUUUUUCAAUCAAUUAAUGAAGAAUUUAAACAAUGUCAAUUAAAGAAUUUAGCUAAUCAAUUUAAAGUAAAACCAAUUGAAAUUAGAAAAGUUAAUGAUAAUUUUAUGAAAUUUUCAAAACAAAUUUUUCAAUUUUAUUCAAAUUUAUUAAAAUAUUUUACAAUUAGAUUUAAGAAUUCUUUCAUACCAAAUGAAUUUUUAAAUUAUUUUCAAUUUUCAAUAUCAUCAUUAUCUACUAAAUCAAUAAUUGAAUGUAAUGAUAAUAAUUUCCAGGCUAAUGUCUUAUAUUUAAUACAUAAAUGUUGUUUAUCAUUAGGAGAUAUAUGUCGACAUCAAUCAUAUAUUGAAACAUCAUAUGUUAAUCCUUGUAUUUCUAAUAAGGCAUUUUUCAAAUUUAGAUCAAUGACAGAUAAAGAACGUAAUCAAGAAUUUUUUCCAAAAUAUUCCAAAUCUAUUCAAUAUUAUAAAUUUGCGAUAUUAUUAUUACCAGCAUUGAAUGAACCAUAUAAUCAUAUUGGGAUGAUUUAUAAUUUAGUUGAAGAUAAAUUUAAUUGUAUUUAUUGGUUUCUUAGAUCAAAUUUCACGAGAAUACCGGAAUAUAAAUUAGGUUUAAAUAAUUUAAAUACAAUUUUAAACAAGCAUUGGUUUUUAACUGCAUUAGUUGAUUGUGUAAAUUCAAAUCCUGAAAGAAAAUUUAAUAUUCAAGAUAAUUUAAAUAUUUAUUUGAUUUGUUUAAUUGGUUAUUUUUAUUUACCUAAACAAUAUAAAAAUGGACCAAAUUUAGUUAAAAAAUUAACAUUUUCAAAAAUUGAAACAGAUUUCUUUAAAUUAUUAAAGAGCAAAUUUUUGGAUUUAAUAAAAAAUGAUCAAAAUGAAAUUAAUUUUAUUUUAAAACAAUUGGUUAUAUUAUUUUCAUUUUGCAAAUUACAACAACAACAACAACAACAAAAGCAUGGUGAUAAUGAAGCGGAUAAUGAUGAAUUACUAAACAAAAUGAUAAAAUUUACAUUUAGAUUUAUUGAACAAAUUUUAGAUUGUUUUAAAGCCGCAAAAUUUCACGAGUUAAAAAUUACUAAUAUUUGCAUUUGUUUGAGAUUUAUUUUGAAUUGGUUAAGAGAGAAUAAAAACAUGUAUUUAACAUUUGAAUCCCGUAAGAAGACAAUGCAAUUAACAAUAUCAAUAAUGAAUAAAUUAGUUGAAUAUCAACAAAUUAGUCUUCAUCAAGAUAAUAUCAUUAUUCAAAAUCGUCCAGAAAGACAAUAUUAUUUUUGGGAAGAUGCUCAUUUCCGUGAUUUUCUGUUGAUUAAAUUUCAAUUUAAAGAUUUUAAAGAUGAUGAAUUAUUUUCCUUGAAUAAUAUAAAUUAUUUAGUUGGUGAUUAUUCUGAAUUGAUUAAUAUUGAAACUUCCAUUCCAAAAUUCUUGAAUGAGCAAACUCAAUCAACACUUGUUGAUAAGAUAAAGCAAUUCCCUAAGAGGAAAGCUAAUCUUAUUAAGACAGCGAUUGAGAAUUAUGAAAAUCAAUUAAGAAUACAAGCGAUUUUGGUAUUGGGUAAACGAUUAUUAGAAGCUUCUACUAGUUUUGAAUGUAUAUUUGAUGUGACAAAAUCUCGAUUUUUGAUGAAAGAAAUACCAAAGAAACAGAUUACUUUGAAUAAGGAGAAUAACAUCAAAGAAAACCAGAAGAAUAACGAUUUAAGUGAUAAGACUUUAGGUUCUGGUAAGAAGCAAAUUGAGAAGAAUCAAUCUGAAGUAUCCAAUCGAAUUGAGAAAUCAGAGAAAGUCAAAGGUAGGAAAGAGAAAUCUAAAGAGAAAUCUAGAGAGAAACCUAACGAGAAUUCAAAAGAGAAAUCCAAGGAAGAUAAUUCCAAAGGUGAUAAAUCCGAGGACGAGUCUCAGGUUGCUAAACCUCAAGAUGACAUUGCCAGGGAGGACAUAAUAUUAGUGCCAGAAUCUCCAGAAUCGGGACAUGAAGGAUUUACAUCCCAACUGCCACGCGUAGUUGUUCCUAACUCGUUAGAGGAGAUUGAAUCAUUUAUAGCUAAACAUAGCAAUCAACUUGUUUAUGCAACUGCUGGUAGCUCCACUAGUCCAGGUAUAGAUCAAGUCGAUAAUAUUGAAAUUGAUUCAUGUUCUAGUCAGGCUAUUCCUGUAGAUUCACAAAAGGAUUUCCAAGAUAUGGUUGAUUCAUUGGUAGAAGAUGUUGAUAUGAAUAAUGAAAAGCAUGGAAUUAGAUUCCCUCUGGAAACUUCAAUUACCAGUGGGAUUCCAAUGGGAGGCAGUACAAACAUAUGGAAACAACACGAUGCUGUGACUCAACCGGCAGUCCAACUGCAGCAGCCAAUAGCACUAGGAUUCAUGCCUCAGCCAUUAUUUAACCAAGCUACACCGGUAGUAUUUCAUUCACAACCAGUCGGAACACCAAGUAGUUUCCAACAACCAUUCGCAAACUUCUAUUCUCAGCAGGUGGGAUCUCAACCACAAAUGGAUGCACAAAAUUUACAGCCGCAGUUUGUUAAUCCUCAAUUUCAACCAUAUCCGUCUAUGCCAUAUCAUCAAUACCAACAACAACCUCAACAACAACCUCAACCACAGCAACUGGCAAUAGCUCCAGUAGGAAUGCAAAACGUCAAUCGCUUUGGUGCUUCACUUAGUCCGUUUAUGUAUCCGCCACCACCAAACCCACAAAAUGGGAAUAGUAAUAAUACUAAUAAUUCGGAGAAUCAAACUGGUUAA
Hemisphaericaspora subhashii is the source of this 3033-nucleotide messenger RNA. It is a transcript of the gene EST1, whose product is annotated as Est1p. Gene Ontology annotation, cellular component: telomerase holoenzyme complex. Bases 1 to 3033 code for a protein of 1010 amino acids. Gene Ontology annotation, biological process: nuclear-transcribed mRNA catabolic process, nonsense-mediated decay. NCBI's taxonomy places the organism in Eukaryota, Fungi, Ascomycota, Pichiomycetes, Serinales, Debaryomycetaceae. The record is from RefSeq and is a predicted model, not a curated record. The transcript has a single exon. Gene Ontology annotation, molecular function: protein binding; telomerase RNA binding; telomeric repeat DNA binding.